AUGACAACUUUCGAUUUCUUUUUAAAGAGCAAGGUGGAGAACAACAAUUUCUGUUGCGGCGGUGAACCGCAGAAGCCGCGCGAACCGGAAGUGCACAAAGUACCAGCACUGGGAAGCCCUGCGCUUCCUUGGUCAGGAAUCGCGAUAGUUGAUUUAAAAAUUAAAAAUAUAUCUCUGAAGGAUUUUAAAGGAAAAUACUUGAUACUGCUCUUCUACCCCUAUGAUUUUACAUUUAUCUGUCCCUCGGAAAUGAUACAAUUUAGCGAUCGUAUAGAGGAGUUUAAAAAAUCAGACUGCGAAGUGAUAGCGAUUUCCACGGACUCACAGUACUCUCAUCUAGCGUGGAUUAUUACACCCCGGAAGCAGGGUGCCCUGGGUGAAAUGAGAAUUGCUGUUUUAUCAGACAAAAGUCACAAAGUAUCGAGACUAUACGGAGUGCUCGAUGAAAAGGAAGAAAUAUGCCUGAAGGGUUUAUUUAUCAUCGACAAGAAACAAUUGAUUCGACACGUUGCAAUUAGUAAGAUAUCACUCUCGCGUUCCGUUGACGAAACCCUGAGAAUCGUGGAGGCUUGCAAAUUCAUAGACGAAUACGGAGAGACUUGUCCAGCUGGUCCAAGGAAACAAUUGAAUCCUUUGAACCACAAUCUACCUUAUUUCAGAAAUUGCCGUAAAUGCGAGAAGAAACACCAUACGUUGCUUCAUUUUCCGACCGAGACACAAGACUUGAACCAUAAUAAUCAGAUAGUAUCCACCCCGUCAACGUCCACAGAAACAAUUAAGACCACCUUAACCGCUUCUUACGAUUCAGAGGUUUUACUUGGCACGGCACAAAUUACUAUCUUAGAUAAAUAUGAUAUGGAGCACACGUGUCGCGUAUUGCUUGAUAGUGGUUCGCAAACACAUUUUGUUACAUACAGACUCGCGGAAAUGUUGCAAUUAAAUAAACAACAAAUAGAUCUCUCGUUCGCCGGCUUAAGGCAACUUAAUACAAACGCGAAACAUCUAGUUAAAACCAGCAUAAGAUCGCAAACCGGUCCAUUUAAGGCUCAAAUAACAUUCAUUGCACUACCAUCGAUUACGGGUAUGCUGCCGGUGCGACAGGUCAAUCUUAGCGAGUUUGAUAUGAUGAGUUUGGUAGAAUUGGCAGAUCCGAACUUCCGCAAACCAGGGGAGAUAGACGCACUCAUUGGUAAUGCGCUGUUCUACGACUUAUUAGAAGCUGGUCAAAUUAAAUUAGAUAAACCCUCAGUUAUCUUGCAAAAUACACAGGUAGGAUGGAUAGUCACUGGCGAGAUAGAUAGUCAUAAACCCAAUAGGCAAGGCAGGGCAGGUAAGGUUUGUCAUAUAGCCACGUCCCUCGACACACAAAUCACUCGGUUUUGGGAGAUAGAAGAAAUCCCAGAGAAGGGUUUCUUAUCCGCGGAAGAGACAGAGUGCGAAACUCAUUUUACACGAAAUACAACGCGUAACGAGCAAGGACGAUAUGUAGUUAGAUUACCAUUUAAUGAAAAACACGAUCUUCUCGGCAACUCAAGGACGAUGGCCUUAAAACGAUUUUAUAGUUUAGAGCAUAAAUUACAGUCAAAUUUAGAAUUGAAAACUCAAUACACAGAAUUUUUAAAAGAAUAUUUAGAAUUGGGGCACAUGACGGAGGUAAAGGACGACCAGAGUAGCGUAGGGUAUUAUUUGCCGCACCACGCGGUCGUAAAAGAAUCGAGUUCGACCACAAAGGUUAGAGUAGUAUUCGACGCCUCAGCGAAAAGCAGUUCCGGUCUAUCGUUGAAUAACACUUUAUUAAUUGGACCUACGAUACAAGACACGUUGUUCUCUAUUCUUAUUCGUUUUCUCACUUAUGGCACCGCGCCGGCACCAUUCUUAGCCACGCGUUCUCUAAAUCAAUUAGCUAAAGAUGAAGCAAAGAAAUUCCCUCUAGCUGCAGAAAUAUUUAUGAGAGACUUCUAUAUAGACGAUUUACUUACAGGAGCAGAUAGUUUUCAAGCUGCAUUAGAACUUAAAAAACAAUGUAUCGCGUUAGCUAGGGCGGGAGGUUUCCAUUUGCGACAAUGGACCUCCAAUGACGCAAGAUUGAUUGCGGAUUUGCAAAUUAUAAACCAGCAGGGAUCAUUGUGCCUGGAUCCGUCACAAACAAAAAAGACAUUUGGCGUUUAUUGGAAUCCAACAAACGAUCAAAUUAGUUAUAUUUUUAAACAGUUGUCGCCAGAACAAUCUCGCAUUACCAAGAGAGUACUUCUAUCAGAAAUCGCGCAAUUGUUCGACCCCCUCGGUUUGCUUGGGCCGGUAAUUAUCAAAGCCAAGAUUGUUAUGCAACAAUUGUGGAAAUCGGCUAUUGGCUGGGACGAACCCGUUCCGCAGACAAUAAAACAAUCGUGGCUGGAGAUUAAAAACAAACUACAUUUAUUAGAUAACUUCACCGUACCGCGCCGAACCGCUAUAGAAAAUACAACACAACUAGAACUCCACGGCUUUAGUGAUGCCAGCGAGAGUGCAUACGGCGCAUGCAUUUACAUUAAGUCCACCAACGAACGUGGACAAUACGCGGUAAAUUUGUUAUGUGCGAAGUCAAGGGUUGCACCUUUGAAAAUUAUAUCGCUACCGCGUCUCGAACUUUGCGCGGCCAGGCUCCUUGCAAAAUUGUACAAGGAAGUGAAAAAGGCAUUUUAUCAGACAGAGUUCAAACGAAUUAGAUUCUGGUCUAAUUCUACCAUUACAUUGCAUUGGAUAAGGACACCACCGCAUUUAUUAAAAACGUUUGUCGCCAAUAGGGUGAACGAAAUACAAACAGAAGUUCAUUUUGACAAAUGGUUCCAUACUGCAACAGCCGACAACCCAGCAGAUUUUGUUUCGCGAGGACAACUACCCUCUCAAUUCAUAAAAAAUGCAAUAUGGAAAUUUGGACCACAUUGGUUAGCGUUGGAUGAGUCUCGCUGGCUAAUUAGUACAUUAGGAACAAUAGAAAUUUUAGAAAAGAGGCGUCCCAUAACUCUAGUCACGCUUCCCAACGUAGAUUUACUGGAAAAAUACUCAUCCAUCGAUUAUUUAAAUAGAAUCAUAGCGUACAUUCUUCGUUUUUAUAAUAAUGUAAAACGCGAUAGCAAGAAGGACACAGGUCCAUUGUCAUUAUCAGAAAUUCAAAAUGCACACUUUCAAAUAAUCAAACUAGUUCAAUUAGAAACCUUCCCAUCAGAAAUAAAUGAUUUAAAAACCGGUAGAAAUGUCAAUAGAAAAAGUAAAUUAAUCAAUUUAAAUCCGUUUAUAGACGAGAAUGGUAUUAUUAGGGUUGGUAGCAGGUUAAAGCACGCCGUACUCAGGUAUGACCAGAAAUAUCCCAUAGUACUACCGCACAAGCACCACGUUACCGAACUAAUAAUUAGACAGGUACACCUGAGACAAUUUCAUUCAGGGACACAAGCCACUCUAUACACGGUAAGGCAAAAAUAUUGGCCGAUAGCGGGCAAGAGCAUAGUCAAACAAGUGUUGCAUAAAUGCAUUAGUUGUUGCAAAUACAAUCCCAAGACACCACAGUACAUAAUGGGGAAUUUACCAAAAAAUAGAAUUAUACAAACACGUCCAUUUGAAGCCGUAGGAAUCGAUUACUGCGGACCCUUUCUUAUUAAAGAAAAGAAGUUCAGAAACAAAACCAAAUUGAAAUGUUACGUCGUAGUUUUUGUUUGCUUCGCGACGAAGGCGAUACAUUUAGAAUUAGCGACCGAUUUAACAACGGAAUCGUGUCUAGGAGCGCUCAAACGAUUUGUCGCGAGAAGAGGAAAACCGCGUCAUAUAUACUCGGACAAUGGUACUAAUUUCGUAGGCGCCAAAAAUGAAAUUAUACAAAUUCGUGCACUUCUACUAUCCGACGAAUAUAAAAACAGACUUCGGCAAUUCCUAACGCAGGAAAACAUUGAGUGGCAUUUCUCUCCUCCUCGUUCUCCACAUUUCGGCGGUCUUUGGGAGGCUGCAGUUAGAUCAUUUAAAAAACAUUUGCAUAAAACAAUAGGUGAUGCCAUGUUCACAUACGAGCAAUUCUAUACGUUAAUCGUUGAGAUCGAAGCUAUACUUAAUUCACGUCCCUUGAUACCGAUAUCCUCUGAUCCCAACGAUUUCCUUGCCCUAUCACCCAAUCACUUCCUUAUAGGAGAGUCGUUGGCGAGCCUACCGGAACACAAUUUUGUCGAUACUCGAACUAAUAAGCUGUCACUCUGGCAACACAUUCAGAAAAUUAAACAGCAUUUCUGGGGAAGGUGGCAGACAGAAUAUUUACAGGAGCUGCAUACUAGGAGUAAAUGGCAUACUGGAGAUGGCACAAACAUCAAGGAAGGAACGCUGGUGACAAUCAGGGAUGAUAAUUGUCCACCCCUUCAAUGGAAACUUGGGCGAGUAGUCGCUCUGCACCCUAGAGAGGAUGACGUGGUCCGCGUGGCCACAAUUCAAACACCACACAGCACUUAUAAGCGUGCUCUGAAAAAGUUGGCACCGUUGCCUAUCGAGACGAGACUUAGUUUAUUGUACCAUAACUCAUGUAUAUUGUAA
Molecule: messenger RNA, 4548 nt
Organism: Habropoda laboriosa
Lineage: Eukaryota; Metazoa; Arthropoda; Insecta; Hymenoptera; Apidae
Exons: 4
Coding region: 1-4548 (1515 amino acids)
Biological process (GO): DNA integration
Molecular function (GO): nucleic acid binding; oxidoreductase activity; antioxidant activity
Source: RefSeq, a predicted model, not a curated record